CUCCUCUCUUUACUUUGCCCAGACAACAUGCAGUCAAGCCACUGAAUCUCUUACUAAUAGCCCAGACUGAGUGCCUGUCCACACUUUUCCAUUUCUGUUUUGAGGAAUAUUUAACAACAUCCUUUCAAUUAUUUGCUGUGAGCUCUCUUUGGAUUUUGGAUUUGUCUUUUUUUGGGGCAUGUGUUAUUGGUCCAGUAGGAUAUUUAUAGACGACUCCACAUCACCAGAGCAAACCGGUGUGUUCUACUGGGCUCAUCGACACUUUUUGAAGAUACUGGAGAAAUGGCACAGGUUGAGAAAAAAACAUCAACUAUGUCCGUAACUGUAACAUCAUGCUCCUGUGAAACAACCUCCUUGUCUUCAACAUCAUCUUCCUCUUCUUCAGUGCUUCAGCAAAAACACCCCCAUUUAGUACAGCCUCUCUGCAUCAGUCCACAAUUGGUUCAGAACAAUAACCAGGGUUCAGGAAAUGUGGGAGUUUCUCCAACAUAUGUCAAGUGUCUCCAUGAUGUCAGCACAUUGAAGGGUCAGUUAGUGGUUCUGGAGUGCAGGGUCAGAGGAACUCCUCCACUGCAGAUCUCCUGGUAUAGAGAAGACAAGCAAAUCAUUGACUCUGCAGACUUACGCAUUCUUAGAAAAAAGGCAAGUUCAGCUUUUAUUCCGGAGGAAUUGUGCACCCUAGUGAUCACAGAGGCAUGUCCAGAAGAUUCUGGAAUAUUUAAAUGCAUUGCAUCAAAUCAGUUUGGAACAGUAACAUGCAGUGCCAUGCUGGAAGUAUAUACAGACCUAGAAGAGGUGCUGGGAGAUGAGCAAGACCCCUCCUCUAUACAAUCAGAUGUACUAGUAAAAGAUGACCAUUGCUUAGUACUACAAGAUACAUGUGCCGCUUCUCCAGAAUGGCCUAAAAGUUCAGAGGAAGAAACUGCAACCCCUAUGUCAUGGGUACUGGAGUCUGGCAUUAAAAAGGUUGAGUCUCUCCCAGACACUGACAGCGAACAGAGUUCUGUCAGUAAGGUGGCUGAAGAUACAAACCUCUCCCCAAUGAUCAAACUUGAUUCUCCACCAAAGGGAGUUAAAAACAGUGUUCCACAUCCAUUCCUUCUCACCAGCAAGCUGAAUAAACAAGUAGAAUCCAAGGGCAGUGCCACGAAUGUGGCUGACCUGCCCACCUUUUCACCAUCAUUGUACCCUCCAAGUGCUUUUAAUUAUGAGCGCCCUCGCCAUUUUAUCCAGUCCCUGCCCAGUUUCCACACACAUGACACUGAGACCAGCAAGCCAAAUGAUCUUUGUGUUCCAGCUACAACUCCUGCACCCUUAGUGACCCCUCCUCUUCAUGCACCCACUCAGACAUUAAUGUGUUCCAGCAUGACUUUGAUUCCUAAAGCAAGGAGUACUCCAAACAGUGAGAAUCUAUCACCAGCAGCUUUCCUAUCAUCAGUCCUGCCUUCACCUCCAAGCUGCCAGUCAAAAUGCCUUUCCAUACCUCAAUCACCCAGGCACUCCUCUAGAUCACCCAGCCCAACACAAAAGGUCCAAGAACCACCCCUAUCUCCUUCAAAUCAGUUACGGAAUCUCCCUGCCCGGAUACCUCCAGAUACAUUGAAAACUACAGCUCGAUCUCUGCAGUCUUCACCUGUGCCCCAUAUUACAUAUACAUCCAACAUGUUGCCAAAACCAAUCUUGAAGAAGAAUGUUUCACGACCAGUGUCUCGUGCCACAGAUGAAGACAUUCAGGGCUCUAAAGAUGCUCUUAUGCAAGACCUUGAACAGAAGCUACGAAACAAAGUUCCCCAACAAAGAAACAAUCAGCAGAAGAUUUCUUAUGAGGAACGGAUGGCCAGAAGAUUGCUGGGUGCUGAUAAUGCAGCUUCAGUUUUUCAUCUCGAAAAUUCCUUCAGUUCACAGCCUGCACAGCCAGGGUCUCCAGAAGAUCAGUACCCUGGAGGAAUAUGGUCAAGAAAAAAACGAUCAGGGGGGGACAGUACAGAAGCCUCUACCAUCCAAGAGAAAUGUUUUGCUCCUCGUUUUAUACAAGUGCCUCAAGAUGUUACUGUUGAAGAGGGACGAUUCUGCAGGAUUGAUUUUAAGGUUGUAGGUUUGCCAACCCCAGAUAUAUCUUGGUAUCUGGAUGGGAAACCCAUUCGACCUGAUGACUAUCAUAAGAUGCUGGUGUGUGAGAAAAGUGUCCACUCCUUCAUUAUUGAGAUUGUAACCAUUCAUCAUGCGGGUUUAUAUGAAUGUAUUGCAAAGAACCGUGCUGGACAGAGCCAAUUCUCCCUACAUUUGGAUGUGAUUGCUCAGGAACAAUUAUGUCCUCCUACAUUUGUAGUGAAGAUGAAGAACUCACAUGCAAUGGAGGGUGAUGCUGUUAGGUUAGAAUGUAAAGUGAAUGCAUCUCCAAGCCCUCAGCUAUACUGGAAGAAAGACAAAGAAAUGCUGCGUAUUGACCAUACGAGAAUGAGUCUUUCUCAGGACAGUUCAGGAAAGCAGUGCCUGGUCAUUAACCCAGUGAUGAAGUCUGAUGCUGGCUGGUAUACUGUUUCCGCUAUUAAUGAAGCAGGAAUGUCCACGUGCAAUGCCAGGCUUGACGUAGCCACGCGAUUGAACAAGACAACCCAUCCUGCUAGGCCACUCAAAAACCUUCCCAUCGUAAACCAGUUUUCCACACUGUGCCUUGACCCUCUUGUUCAGCACACUGCCCCUCUUUAUGAAAGUGAAGAACUAUAGACAUUCGCCUGUCAUAAUGUAUGCUGUGAAUGACAUCUUUUAUUAUGCUUUUUGUUAUUGUUGUUCUUGUAUUGUAAGACUGCAAGCAAUCUCUGAUGCCUUUAACUCUUCACAUAUUAACAAGACAAACUCACACAAAGUGAAGCUGCAGGAAAGCUUUCUGUCCUCACCUUCCUUCACAUUUGUUUUCUGUUCCCUACUUUCUAUCCUUUACCCACUCUUACCUUCAUGGUUCACUUUAGAAUGACUAUAUAUAAAUGUGCAAAUGUCCCUUGUUAAUGUACGUGAUUUUAACAGAAGUGUUUUUUAUCAGUAGUCUGAAUUGUGUCUAAAAUUUAUGAGCAUGCGUCACCCAGUGAUUGAAAGUUCAUUGUUUGUGUUUUAUGGUGUUUUAUUACAAAUGUUUUUUAUGGUGGAUUUAUGAGUUCUGUGACCAGUGAUUGACAGUACACCGUCAUUGGCCUUAUGUUACUGUUUUAAAAACCUCUCUGGAACAGUGACAAUUAAGGGGUUAAAAUCACAGGUGGCUUAUUUUAUAAUCUGACGUUCUACCAUAUAUAAUAAUCUGACAUUCUUGAUUAAAUGCCUUGUGUGUAUGUUCUUUUACAGUUUACCUCUGUGUGGCACAGAUUACAAUAAAUAAACAAAUAAUAAAAUUUGUCAAAAAACAACACAAAUGUAAACAGCUUAAAUUUGGGUUUACCCAAAAUUCUGUCAUUCAUUUUCCUUCAGCUUAGUCCCUUUAUUCAUCAGGGGUUUCCACAGCGGAAUGAACCGCUAACUGAUCCAGCAUAUGUUUUACCCUUUCAGCCACAAUCCAGUACUGGGAACCCAAAAUUAAGUAUUCUCAAAAUUGUUUGUAUGCUCAGGGCAGUACUGCGGCGUAGUGGGUUGCCUCACAGCAAGACGGUCACUAUUUCGAGCCCCGGCUGAGUCUGUUGGCAUUUCUGUUUGGAGUUGGUAUGUUCCGGUUUCCCCCACAAGUCCCUAUCCCUAAGCUAAAAUUGGCCAUAGUGUAUGUGUGUGAUCGAGUAUGUAUGGAUGUUUCCCAGUUAUGGUUUGCAGCUGGAAGGGCAUCCACUACGUAAAACAUAUGGUGGAUAAGUUGGCGGUUCAUUCCGCUGUGGCGACCCCAGAUUAAUAAAGACACUAAGCUGAAAAGAAAAUGAAUGAAUUAAUGUUUGUGAACUCAACAAAUUGGUAAAAAGUGUUGAUUUAUUAUCUAAAGCAAGAUUUUGUGCACAUCUAGAUAAUGUGGCUAAAUAGAUAAUGGUUGUCACGUGGAAAACUGCCCAUCGCUGGUCACAGCUAAGGGUUAUUGCACAAAAGCAAGAUAAGGGAAUAAGCUGGGAUUUUCAAGAUAUCCUGACUGAAUUUAGCCCUGACUCGGUUGCAUGAAAGCAGGUAAAAAAUUAAGCUAAAUUAAAGAGAUAUAAUUGGACAUGUUAUCAUUUACUGUUUACAUGUUUCCAACCUUUAUGAGUUUCUUUUUUUCUGAUUAUUUUAACUAAUUUAUUUUGUUAAUUAGAUAAGUGUUCAGUGAACAAUUUUUGAGAUCAGGAUUCCUUUAUUUAUCUUGGUAGAACAGUCUUGGGUGAGCUGACUGGUUAUGCAAAUAUGGCUGCCAAGUGAGUAGACUGUGCCAGGAAGAGAUUUUGGUAAAACACACUCCCUCAUCUCCAUGUAGAAAGAAAAUGGAUAAUUUACUGUAGCGGAAGGGCUGUACAGAAAAAAAACUGGCCUGUGCAAUGAAUUCAUUGUUGCAACAUAGGCUCAUUCUGAAAACGUAGCCCUAUUUACAUUUCUGGAAAUCGCAAAUUAUGUAGCCAGAGGUACGUAUGGUUGCAUUUUGUUUUUAAAAUAAAUGCUACGGGGCAGUAUGAUGCUGUUCCUUUUUGCUCUUGCCAGCUGAUCGCUUACCUCUGUAUGGACGGCUUUUUUGCUGUUACCAGUUUGUCCAGUUUGGCUCGCCGCGUAGAUUGGUGGACUUAAGAUGCAGAGAAGAGUUGACAGCGACAACAGGGGUUUGAGUUCGGCAAAGAAUGGUUCCAGAAAGCAGGUAAGACAGAAGCAAUAGGCCAAAAAUAAAAUAAAGAAGUAAAUACCAGGUUGAGAAUGUGGUAAAAUCUGAAAACAUGGUAAAAAUCAGGCGGACAUGAGGGCUUUUGAAAACACUGGUGGUUGGGGUAAGGGAAGCGGGUAGGCUGAUUAACGGUGUGUUUGAAAACACUAUUAGUUGGGUUUAGGGAAGGAGGAGAGUGAUUAGUCAGUCAGACGACAGCGCCCUCUGAUGGAUUUAUAUGAGACAGGCUGGCAGGAAUGGCACUCGCGGGUGAAGUUUGAAAUCUCAAAACGCGUACACAGUGGCUUCUGGUGGAUUCGCAAAACCAAAAAAUGCAAAAAAAAAAAAAAAGUACCUCCUGGGACUUAUUUGGUACUUUCUAGAAAUGUAUAUGGAAACAUUUUAGGGCUACGUUUUUAGAAAUGCAUUUAUGCACAAUACAGAUUUGCAUGUUCUUAAAACAAUCAUUUAAUAGUGUGAAGUGAAUUUGUUGUUCAUGUUCGUGUCUGUGACAUUAAUUGUGCAUUGCUAUUAUACUUGGUAGUUUAAUGUGUGAUUAAAACUUGUGCAAUGAC
Danio rerio (zebrafish) is the source of this 5364-nucleotide messenger RNA. The record is from RefSeq and is a predicted model, not a curated record. Lineage: Eukaryota; Metazoa; Chordata; Actinopteri; Cypriniformes; Danionidae.